AUGCGUGGCCAGCUGAUUAUUUCUGAUGCUGUCGUCUUUAAAUUUACAAACGUCGUCUGCGGGAGUUACAACCAAUCCUGGUUCGUGUUCCACAACUAUCGUCUGAGGGCCGUCAGUCGAAACAAAGUGCUCCUCAAUAUUAAUGGGACGGUACUACAUCCGGCCAACAAUAUUUCAAUUCAUGUCAGAAUUUUCAAAAAGGCAAACGGCUACAAGCCCUGGCUCGUUGAUAUUUACGUUGAUGGCUGUCAGUAUAUUUUAAAGCGGAAUCAACCUGUUUUGAAUAUAGUCUAUGGGCUCUUCAAACAGUUUAGUAACAUAAACCACUCAUGCCCCUACGUGGGUCCACAGAUUAUCAAAGACUUUUAUCUAAGACCUGAGCUACUGCGUCUUCCCAUGCCAACAGGGGAUUAUUUAUUGGCGCUUCAGUGGUACUUCGAUAAGAAACUACAGUUUGAUACGAACAUUAGUUUUACAUUCGUGGAGGAUCUAAUGAAGAGCAAAUAGUAGGAAUCCACUGAAUACAGAUUCAGUAGAAUCCUGAAGAUUCCUGAAAACAACAGUAGAAAAUGAAUUGUACCGAUUAAUCAAAUAUAUGUACAUAUGGGCUAAUCCGUGA
Drosophila pseudoobscura is the source of this 619-nucleotide messenger RNA. RefSeq lists its product as uncharacterized. NCBI's taxonomy places the organism in Eukaryota, Metazoa, Arthropoda, Insecta, Diptera, Drosophilidae. The transcript has 3 exons. The record is from RefSeq and is a predicted model, not a curated record. Bases 1 to 507 code for a protein of 168 amino acids.